AUGGCUCGUACCAAGCAAACCGCAAGGAAAUCAACCGGAGGCAAAGCCCCAAGGAAGCAACUCGCGACCAAAGCCGCCAGAAAAUCCGCACCAGCCACCGGUGGAGUGAAGAAGCCACACAGAUUCCGUCCCGGAACGGUUGCAUUAAGAGAGAUCAGGAAGUACCAGAAAAGCACUGAGCUUUUAAUCCGUAAGCUUCCUUUCCAGCGUCUUGUCCGUGAGAUUGCUCAGGAUUUCAAAACCGAUCUGAGGUUUCAGAGCAGCGCUGUCGCAGCGUUACAAGAAGCUGCAGAGGCUUACCUUGUUGGGUUGUUCGAAGACACCAAUCUCUGCGCGAUUCACGCCAAGAGAGUUACGAUCAUGCCCAAAGAUAUUCAGCUCGCUAGGAGGAUCCGUGGUGAAAGAGCUUGAAGGCAUAUCUAGCUUUGCCUAGUUCGUUAACUGGCAUUUUUAAGUUAUUUUUUGGCCUUUGUUAUGUUAGUCCUGAAGGUGUUCGACGAAUUACCCCAACGAAAAUGUUCUCUUGUUUAAUAUAACUUUAUGUUUACCCAAUUAUCUUUGCUACGUCUUUGCUACGUCUUUGCUAUUAUGCGUCUCUACUCGUUAAUCACUCAGCCGUUUUGUCUUCGUUGAUUAAUAUCAUCAAGUUUAUUGU
Molecule: messenger RNA, 655 nt
Organism: Eruca vesicaria subsp. sativa (arugula)
Lineage: Eukaryota; Viridiplantae; Streptophyta; Magnoliopsida; Brassicales; Brassicaceae
Source: the annotation of a GenBank genome assembly